This is a messenger RNA of Protopolystoma xenopodis, 459 nucleotides long. Lineage: Eukaryota; Metazoa; Platyhelminthes; Monogenea; Polystomatidea; Polystomatidae. The record is from the annotation of a GenBank genome assembly.
AUGCCAGUCCGAGACCGGUGCCCACAUUUUAUUCACACCAUUCGCGGCUCGCCUAGUUCGGCUCGAGUCCGCGUCUACCAAAGGAUGGAGGCGAGGGUUCGUCUGUACAUUUGGAACCACUUGGGACUCUCCUGUCUCUUCUGUCACGCACACGCACACGCACACACACACACACCUAAAACACAAGUGAAAAGAGCAAUUCGUGGAUGCGAGUGUUGGUGGAGGACUCGGCACGAGCCUAAGGGUGGUGUAGAACUGGGGCUCGGCCAGGACGGGACCUUUCAGGCGGUCGAGAUGACCGGAAACGAGCUGGCCGACUACAUACACCCGCUGGACCAGGAGGAAGUAAAGCAGCUCUUGUCCAUCCAGCCCGGCGAACUGACCAAUCCCGGCGAAUCUGGCUCCGCAGAGGAGACGGGUGAGUUAACUGUACACACACACACACACAAGUUCACAUGA